Molecule: messenger RNA, 1429 nt
Organism: Selaginella moellendorffii
Lineage: Eukaryota; Viridiplantae; Streptophyta; Lycopodiopsida; Selaginellales; Selaginellaceae
Product: EKC/KEOPS complex subunit bud32
Exons: 9
Coding region: 592-1272 (226 amino acids)
Biological process (GO): protein phosphorylation
Cellular component (GO): nucleus; cytosol; EKC/KEOPS complex
Molecular function (GO): ATP binding; protein serine/threonine kinase activity
Source: RefSeq, a predicted model, not a curated record
AACCCUAAGUUCUUUCCAAUGGCGCUAGCGAUGGCGAGGAUUGCUCACGGCGGCGCAGCUGCGAUUGUGCUGGCUGCGAAUCGACCGGGCAUGAUAGGUCUGCUGCGAAUGCGCGGAUUGGGAUCGAGCAGCUGCCUGGGUGGCGGCAGCAGCAGGGGAUUUUUGCGCUCGGCACUUCAAAAGCCCCGAUCGCGGGACAGGGCGGGCGAGGCGGCGUGGCGGAGGUUUUGCGUCAGAGCGGCGGAUGUCUCCGGCCCCGGAUCUGUAGAUUCCUUGAUCGCUGGGAUGCAAUCCAAGAUUCAAGAGCAGCUAAACGCACAAGAGGUGACCGUCAAGGACGCGUAUGGAGAUGGGCGACAUGUCAGCAUCGAGGUUGUGGCCGAAGUUUUCGAGGGCCAAUCCCAAGUAAACAGGCAAAGAAUGGUAUACAAGGCCAUCUGGGAAGAGCUCCAGAACGCCGUUCACGCCGUGGACCAGCUCAAGACCAAAACUCCAGCCGAGGCCAAGAGCUAGAACUUAAAAAACAAAAACCCUAAAAACCAAAGCUUUAGGGGUUUAUUAAAAAGACCUAAAAACAGAGUUUUAGGGUUUAUGGGGUCACAGCACGACGCGCCAGAGGAUGGAAUUCGUGGCCUCACGCUCCUCAAGCAAGGCGCCGAAGCGCGCGUGUUUGAGACCACAUUUAUGGGGCGGAGAGCUGUCGUCAAGGAGAGGUUCUGCAAGAAGUACAGGCAUCCAUCGCUGGACACCAAGCUCUCGCAGAAGCGUCUCUACGGGGAAGCCAGAUGCAUGACAAAGGCGAGGAAGCUGGGCGUGCGGACGCCGGCAUUAUUUGCGGUGGAUGCCGUGACGCGCUCCAUAACUUUCGAGUUUGUGACUGGCUCUUCAGUCAAAGAUAUACUUUUACAAUCCGGCUUUCCCACUCCUGGUGGCGAGCUGGAGAGAAUUGCUGCACAGAUUGGUGUCUCCAUUGCGCGAAUCCACGACGGCGGAUUGAUACACGGUGAUCUUACCACGUCCAACAUGUUGAUACAUUCGGGAGAACUGGUGAUGAUUGAUUUCGGCCUGAGUUAUACGUCGACGUUCCCAGAGGAUAAAGCCGUGGAUUUGUACGUGUUGGAGCGGGCCUUUCUUUCGUUGCACUCCACCAACGGGGACAUGAUGGGGCUCGUCCUUGCUGCAUAUAAGAAGGCCUCAAGGUUUUGGAGCAGCACUUUAAACAAACUAGCACAAGUGCAAAUGAGGGGACGAAAGCGCGCAAUGCUUGGAUGAUGAAUCCAACUUGGCUUGACAAAAUCACAGCGUCACGGGCAAAGUCAUCCAUAUGCAGCUCUUAAUCUAACUAACAGCAGGACUGUGCUAUCAUUUCCCACGGAAUUUAAAUGAAAAAGAGCAAAAGAAGAGAAAGGCUCAUGACUUUGCAAUUCAA